AUGUUGCGUUGGUAUCAAAUGAAGUUGGCAGCUCGCCCUGUCCUUACUCAAAGUAUCACAUCGGCAGUUCUUUUUGCAACUGGCGAUGUAUUGGCACAACAAUUGGUCGAAAAGAAGGGCAUCAACGGCCAUGAAAUUGCUCGCACAGGUCGCAUGGCACUCUACGGUGGUGCUAUAUUCGGUCCAAUCGCUACCAACUGGUUCAAAUUCCUCCAGAAUAAGGUCGUUUUGAAGAACAAGAAUCUCGAAAUGGCAGCUCGAGUCGCAGCCGAUCAAUGUAUUGUUGCCCCUCUCAACUUGGGACUGUUCCUUACCACCAUGUCUGUCCUCGAAGGAAGCGAUCCUAAGAAGAAGCUCGAAGCAAACUACUCUACCGCCCUUCAAAAGAAUUACAUGAUCUGGCCUGCUGUUCAAGCUGUCAACUUCAAGCUCGUUCCUCUUGAGCACAGAGUUUUGGUUGUCAACAUCGUCUCCUUGGGUUGGAACUGCUACCUCAGUUACUUGAAUGGUCGCAAGUCGGAUGUCACAGUCGAUAAAGUGGUAGAGAAGGUCAAGGAGCUUUAA
Sclerotinia sclerotiorum 1980 UF-70 is the source of this 564-nucleotide messenger RNA. RefSeq lists its product as hypothetical. The record is from RefSeq and is a predicted model, not a curated record. Lineage: Eukaryota; Fungi; Ascomycota; Leotiomycetes; Helotiales; Sclerotiniaceae. The transcript has 3 exons. Gene Ontology annotation, cellular component: membrane; mitochondrion; cytoplasm. Bases 1 to 564 code for a protein of 187 amino acids.